This is a messenger RNA of Yamadazyma tenuis ATCC 10573, 537 nucleotides long. RefSeq lists its product as uncharacterized. Lineage: Eukaryota; Fungi; Ascomycota; Pichiomycetes; Serinales; Debaryomycetaceae. The record is from RefSeq and is a predicted model, not a curated record.
AUGAUGGUAGCACCAGCCCUUUUCCAUACUCGAGACUACCGAGGAGCCACGGUCGAGGACCUAGACAUCAAGCCAGCCAUCUCCGUCAAUCCAAUCACCGACCUUAGUGUCGCUUUGGAAAUCGCAUACGAAAAUGAAUUCACCUAUUUGCCAGUCAUACAUGAAUCCAACAAAAAACUACUUGGAGUGUUGAAUGUGGGAGAACUCAGACGUCACCCCCAAAAGGUCACCAACAGUUUUUUGAAGCCGGUAGUGAAAAACUAUAUGAUAUGGUUCCACCAAAAAGCCAGAGAAAAAUACGACUCGGAAGAGCACACGAAUAUAUCUUCUUCAUCUACAACUACCAUUCAAAAACCCACUUCAAAAGGUAAGAAGUUCCAGGUGUUGACUCCAUGGUCACCUCUUGAAGACUUGGCUACUUUUUUCAACAGCGGGAUGUACUUUGCCAUUAUCACUAAUGACCAUAGUAACUUUGUAUACGGUGUUGCAACCCCUGAAGAUUUAACCCGAUACGAAAACUCCAGACCACGGUUGUAA